AUUGACUUUGCCUUCCAAAAGUCCUCGAAAUCAACCCCCAAAUCCAAAUCCAAAUCCAAAUCCCUCCACACAUGUACCCCCCACCCUUAUAAUCACCAUCAUCUUCUCACAAAAUCUUGACCCAUUUCAGAUCAGAUCCGAUCCGAUCCAACCCACCCACAAUGGCUUUACCCAAACAACACUACACAACCAGCAGUCUUGUAAUUGGGUAUGCCUUAUGUUCAAGUUUACUAGCAGUAAUUAACAAAUUCGCCAUCACUAAAUUCAAUUACCCAGGUCUUUUAACUGCUUUACAGUACUUUGUUUCUGCAUUUGGUGUCUGGGUUUUGGGUAAAUUAGGUUUCUUGACCCAUGACCCAUUUGUUUGGGACACUGCCAAGAAAUUCUUACCUGCUGCUUUUGUUUUUUACCUUGCUAUUUUUACCAAUACUAAUCUUUUACGCCAUGCUAAUGUAGAUACUUUUAUUGUGUUUAGAUCCUUAACUCCCCUUUUAGUUGCCUUAGCUGAUACAUUGUUUAGGAAGCAGCCCGUUCCGUCUAAGUUAACGUUUUUAUCGCUUUUGGUUAUCUUGGGUGGUGCCGUUGGGUACGUUGCUACUGAUUCGGGUUUUACUUUAACUGCGUAUUCGUGGGCUUUUGCUUAUUUGGUUACCAUUACAACUGAAAUGGUUUAUAUUAAACAUAUGGUUACGAAUCUUGGGUUGAAUACUUGGGGUUUUGUUUAUUAUAAUAAUUUGUUGUCGCUUAUGAUGGCUCCGUUGUUUUGGUUUAUUACUGGUGAGUAUUCGGAUGUGUUUGCUACUGUUGGGGCGAACCGUGGGAGUAUUUUUGAGAUUGUUGCGUUUACUGCUGUUUCUUUGUCGUGUUUGUUUGGGCUGUUGAUUAGUUUCUUUGGGUUUGCUUGUCGGAAGGCGAUUUCUGCUACUGCGUUUACCGUCACUGGUGUCGUGAACAAGUUUCUUACGGUGGCUAUUAAUGUUUUGAUAUGGGAUAAACAUGCUAGUCCGUUUGGGUUGUUUUGUUUGCUUGUGACGAUUGCUGGAGGGAUAUUGUAUCAGCAGUCGGUGACUGGAGUUACCAUUUCUUCUGCACCAAAAGAUCCUGCAGUAACUAUGCUGAUGGAGAAUAAGAACGAUGCUGAUGAUUACACGGAAGAGGAUGAAGAAAAGGGCAUAGCGGAUAAAAUCUCAGGUGUAUAAGAGAUUCUUUAUCUUACAUGAAGAGGCUUGGUCAACCAAAGCUUUUUUCUUGGUUAGUUUUAUACGUAUAUGUACUAAAUUUUUAAGCUUUUUGGACUACGGUUAUAAAUUAUUGAUGUUGUUUAAAAAUAGGUAAUUUUUUUCAUACUAUGUUCAGUUCAUGCCUUGCUUACUCGGGCAUAUGUGUCUUUCAGAAGUAUUAGCAGAGAACAUCAUAUACUUUGUCAGAGCAAUUCAAAACUCCAAAUGUUUAGCA
This is a messenger RNA of Erigeron canadensis, 1455 nucleotides long. Its product is annotated as GDP-fucose transporter 1. Gene Ontology annotation, cellular component: Golgi apparatus. Lineage: Eukaryota; Viridiplantae; Streptophyta; Magnoliopsida; Asterales; Asteraceae. The transcript has a single exon. The coding region runs from base 162 to 1199 and encodes 345 amino acids. The record is from RefSeq and is a predicted model, not a curated record. Gene Ontology annotation, molecular function: antiporter activity; GDP-fucose transmembrane transporter activity.